AGAGACCUUCCGUGGGACCCGCGCUCACAUUCCUAUAAGAACUCACAAUUUAUCAUGCCAUAUCCUACUCUAUAAUCACUUCGUUGACGAAGAAACCCCAUUCUUACGAUUAACACUUUCGAUUCCGAUUUAUCCAAAAUGGCGCCCAUCCAAUUCGGGAUUCUUUUGAUUCCUUUCCAGAUUCUAGACGUCAUUGGACCAGUCGAUAUUCUCUCAUCUUCCUCAAUCCCCUACCUCAAGGGAAGCGGAGAGGCCAUUGGGGAGACACUGGAAUUCGCCGACCGUGGCCUUGAUAUUGAAUUCCAUUAUAUCGGGGACACUAUGGAUGGGCUAGCUGGAACGGCAAAUUGUACAAUUAAGCCAACCACCACCUGCGCGACAUGUCCCAAGCUCGAUUACCUCCUCAUUGGCGGACCGCAUCCCGAAUUCUUCCUUAACGUACCGGACGUCUUUGCAAACUUCAUUCGAGAACGAGUAGAUGGACUCCAGGGCCUGUUCACAACAUGCACUGGUGGAAUGGUUGCCGCCACGGUUGGUAUUCUCGAUGGCCGAACGGCGACAAUGAAUCAUCAGUAUCUGGCAAAGGCCAAGGAGCUGAAGCCGGACGUUAACUGGUCAUCGAAGCAGUGGGUUGUGGACGGGAAAUUCUGGACGGCAGGCGGGGCAGUUGCUGGGAUGGAUAUGUUUGCGCACUGGGUCACUGAGAAGUGCGGUCAGGACGUUGCGGAGUUUGGAUACAUGGCGCUGGAUUUUGAACCUCGUGAUGUGGACGGAAAACCGGUUCCUUUGAAGACAAGCCUUAGGGGUAACAAUUAGUGACUCCGCGCCCGAUAGGUUCUAUCGCAGGAAGUCGUCGGAUUAGGCCCUGACAAUGAAUGUUCGGUCUUUAGGUGUUAUAAUGAGACCUAGAGAGCAGAGUAACUCAGUAGUGCCAUAAAAAUAUAGGACAUCGAAUAAAAUUCGGGUAUUGAUUG
Molecule: messenger RNA, 974 nt
Organism: Pseudogymnoascus verrucosus
Lineage: Eukaryota; Fungi; Ascomycota; Leotiomycetes; Thelebolales; Thelebolaceae
Exons: 1
Coding region: 139-816 (225 amino acids)
Source: RefSeq, a predicted model, not a curated record